Messenger RNA from Colletotrichum orchidophilum, 879 nucleotides. Its product is annotated as endonuclease/Exonuclease/phosphatase. The transcript has a single exon. The coding region runs from base 1 to 879 and encodes 292 amino acids. The record is from RefSeq and is a predicted model, not a curated record. Lineage: Eukaryota; Fungi; Ascomycota; Sordariomycetes; Glomerellales; Glomerellaceae. Gene Ontology annotation, molecular function: 3'-5'-RNA exonuclease activity.
AUGCAACCAAACAAGACUUCCAACAUGAUGCCCGUACGUCUCAUCACUUUGAACAUUCGCUAUGCCAUCAAAAAGACGCUGUUGCCAAAUGAGGAGCCCUGGGAAGUCCGUUGCCCCAGGUUAACGUCUCAGCUAAGAUUUCAUACCGCAGGCCUGACGAGUGCCUUUCUUUGCAUCCAAGAAGCGCAACAUCAACAACUACACGACUUGAAAGCUGAGCUCGGUCCACAGUGGGCCAGCAUCGGUCGUGGCCGUGCGGACGGGGCAUUCGAUGGAGAAUAUUCGCCGGUCCUCUAUCGAACCGAUCAUUGGAGUGCCGAGCGGAGCGAGACGUACUGGCUCAGUCCCACGCCGGAAGAGCCUUCAAGCGCAUGGGGCGCAACUAUCAACCGCAUCGUCACGGUGGGCCUCUUCAAACACAAGACUUCCGACGCCAGGAUCGUCGUCAUGAGCACCCAUCUCGAUCACAAAAGCCGAGAGGCCAGGCGCGAGAGCGCCAAACUGCUACUCGAGAUUGCUGAGCGCUGGCGGAAGGAUGCCUCUGAAGGCCAAGAGCAGGAUGUACCGGUGUUCCUGGGCGGCGACUUCAACAGCGGGCCGAAUGACGAGCCGCAUCAGUUUUUGACCGCUCAACCUGGCGGCAUGACUGAUAUUUCGGACUUGGUGUCAACUCGCCACCAUUAUGGGAACCAGAUUACUUACACAACCUUUGGCGAGGCGGAUGCAACGACGAUUGACUAUCUUUUUGUGCUGAAUCCUGAGCGCAUACGGUUUUGCAGCUUUGCUGUACUAUCAAACCGCUUCGAUGAUGGUGUCUAUUACUCAGAUCAUCGGCCAGUGGUCGCGGAUAUGGAAAUACCAGUUGCAAAAAGCUGCUAA